Molecule: messenger RNA, 3469 nt
Organism: Anolis sagrei ordinatus
Lineage: Eukaryota; Metazoa; Chordata; Lepidosauria; Squamata; Anolidae
Gene: SPIDR
Product: scaffold protein involved in DNA repair
Biological process (GO): double-strand break repair via homologous recombination; regulation of establishment of protein localization to chromosome
Cellular component (GO): nuclear chromosome; nucleoplasm
Source: RefSeq, a predicted model, not a curated record
CUGUUUUCCCCCCUCCCUGCGCGUCCCAAGUCACGUGAUCCCUGGAAAGUUUUCAUAUGAGAAGGGAAGAUGCUCCCCAAGAAGAGAAAACGAAGGCGUUGCACAGAAUUUGCCUCUUUCCCGGAUGAGGGGUCUGCAGAGGAAAGGAAGAGAAAUACCGGGGCACCGGCAGCUGCCACUUCCAUUUCAGGCGCCUGGCUUCGUUGUGGUGAUGGGUUUCAGGCAGCUUCUUCACUGGAGACUAAAGAAUCUUCUGAGAAAGCAUCGAGAGCGAAAAAGUGCUUUGCCUCAUUGCUCAGCUUGGUUGAAGGAAUUUCUAAAAGUGAGAGAUCAAGUGAAUGCACUGACAUUGUAUGGAGUUCCAGUGGUAGUGACGUCUCUGAUGAUGAAAACAGGGCAGUGACUUCAAGGUUCCCAUGUCUUCAGGCAGAAAAAUAUAGAAAAUAUGAUUUAAUCUUCAAGGAUGAAUGUAGUGAAGACGAACCACAAGUAAUUGACUGGGAAAAUGAUAGUGAUUAUGAGGAACAUGAUAAACAGCACAGUGGUUCAAAAAUGGAUGAUGUUUCUUUGGACAUAUCAGACUCUGAUUCCUCUAUGAGCAGUAAUUUUUUCCUGGAUGUAAAGAAGGAAGAUGAACCUAAAAUGGCAAGGUCUAUAGAAAUUUUAGAAUACUCAUCAGACAGUGAAAAUCUAGAAGAAUGCCAAAUAGAACCCGAAACUGCCAGUCUAGGUUAUUCUAAGAAGUUCCAGAUCAAAUUUGGAGCAGGGACUGAAACAGAUACAGGAAGAUCAGCAAGUGACUGGUUGAAAUCUGCUCAGAGCCUUUUGCAGACCCCUAAGAAAAAGGCUAUUAAGAGUUCAAAAACCCCAGAAGAUUCUGCCAAAAAAAGAAAAUUACUGAGAGGAGGGCUAGCAGAGAGACUGAACAGACUUCAGAACCGAGAGAGGGCCACCAUUAGUUUUUGGCGGCAUCAGCGUACUUCUGAUGAUCAAACACUUUCAGGCAGUAAAUCUGGUGUAUUAAUAGUAAAGAUCUUAGAAAUGCAUGAAGAAUGCAGUCUCUGCAUUGCACUCUGCCAUAUGUUGGGACAGUAUACUUCUGAGACCUCUCCCACUGAAGAAAUUGCUGACAUUCAGCCUAAGCUUAAAGUUCUCUUUGCAAAAGAAACACGAGCUCAUCUCAAGGCAGCUCCGAAUGAUGUUAUACAUAUUCAUCCCCCUUGGCAAAAACUUGUCCUCUUGAAUGAAGCCAUUCCUGUUAUCAUGAAUACUUAUUUCAGUCAGAAGAUCAUUCUUAAAGAAGUGGAUAGGCCACAUUUUCAAGAGCCAUUGCUUAAUAAAAGAAGCAUAUCUUUGGCCCAGAUAUUCAAUUUAUCUGAUGAAAAAGAGAGUUGUCCUCAAGCUUCUGCAGUUAAUCAGGUUUCCUGUCCGCAUAUGAAGACUUCCACGACUGUUCAUGAUCAUAGCAUCAGUGAACCCAGGCUAUCCCUUUUCACAGCUCCUAAUUUACGUGAUUCUCUUCUUGAUGUUGUGGAGACAGAAGGAACAGCUGGAGGGAAAAGAAUCCAAGUCCAAGUAGUUGUUCAAAGAGUGUAUUACUUGGUUGCUAAAGACAAUUCAAGAUGUCAUCUUCAGAGAAAUAAUCCUCCUCAAACCAUGGCACCAUGUUUAAAUUCAGACUUGACAAGUGCUCGAUUGUGCCUCCUUGUUCAGGACGUCUAUGGAAUGUUCAGCGAAAUACAGUUUCAGAUCCCAUUUUCUUCACCAGAACCAAUAGAAGAGUACAGCAAAAGAUGGGAAGGAAGACAUUGCAUUUUAUCUGGAAUGAAAAUUUUGCAAAGAGUCGUCAGAGGAAAAGUCCUGGGGCUUUUUAGCCUAAUAGAAAGUUUGUGGCCUCCCCAGUUGCCUCUCAAAGUUCCCGGCCGCAGUCAAGAGAAUAACGUGCAGAUUACAGCUGAUAUGCCUCCUCCAAGUUUCUGUUACAUUCUUGUUGCUCCUUCCGGCCAAAGACACAUUGAGGUCGAUGAAGGAGAACAGAUUUCAAAUUGGUAUUUCCCUCCGACUGUGCAAAGUCUCAAAGAGAUCCUACAGAUGAGCAAAUUACACCAGUGUUGCAGCUUUUGGGCACAUGUUGUGUAUCGAAGACUGCAGGAAAGGAGGAGCACCCUAUCAAGCCAAACACAAAGUUGGCUAUUUGUGACUGAUUUCUCCCUACAGAAAGAGGCUGAGGUUGGUCCUGGGACUCCAAAAAUUUUGCCCAUCUCAGUUGCGUCAACUUGUGUGGUUGAUGGGGAAGUCAUGGAGGCACUCAAGAGCACAUCUCCCUGUGUUGUAUUCUUCAAGGAUGCUGUAUAUGGGAAUGGUAGGAUUAUUUGCAUUGAACGUACCGUUCUCUUGUUACAAAAGCCCCUUUUGUGUAGGCCUGCUGAUGCUGACAUCACUAAACUGCCUGGUCCUGUCGAACUUGAUGAGCUGGAUUCUGCAACCCAAGCCAAUUCCAUUUGUACUGUAAGAGGCAUUAUUGUAGGAGUUAAUGAAAAAACAGCUUUCUCCUGGCCUACAUGUAACAGAUGUGGAAACGGGAAAGUAGAGCAGCGUCCACAAGACAGAGGACUGCUUUACUGCAAUCAAUGUUGUGAAGCCAUCAUUUCACCAGUUGUCAAAAUGCACCUGGAAGUCUUUGUGCAGUGCCCAUCCCGACCAUUAUGCACCGUAAAAAUCAAGCUGCUACAAAAGACCAUUUCUUCACUUCUGGACUCCUCUCCUACUGAGGAUGGUAGUUAUGAAGUGAAGAAUGUGCUGGGAAAGGAGGUGGGGUUUUUAUACUGUUUCGUCCAGUCUGUGACCAACCACCCAUCUAGCUGUGUUGGAGUGGAAGAAAUCAUUCUCCCAGAUGUGGGAGGAAAAGAAAAGAAAUAGCGUCUGCUAUUCUAUGAACUUUGUAAUAUAGUUGUGAACUACGUUUGUAGAUAAUGUAGAAUACAGGCAUAUAAGUACUUGGAAGCAAUAAAUAACUUUCAGUCAUCUGUCAAAAUACCUUUUUAAUGUUCAUGCUGAGCGUCUGUAAAACAAUAUUAAGCUUGUUCUGUUCUCAUUGACUUUAGUGAAAUACUUGUAUUUAAAUCUCUUACAUUGGAAUCAAUGGAACUUUUUCAGUUUGCCAUAGUUUGUAUUUUUAUAGUUUAUUGUCAUCUAAAAAAAUUCAGAGCAUUAAAAUAAAAAGUUCCAACAAUACUUUUAGAAAGAGAAUAUGGAAAUGUUUUAAAUGAAACUUCUUCUUGAUCUGGAAGUUGAUCUUACAGCGUUUCAAAGGCUGAAAUGUGUUUUUUUUCCCCCUAUGUAGGUAUCAAAACAGUUUGUAUAAAUUAUGAAUCCCAAUAUAAUAUAAAGUGUAUAUAGUAUGACUUGGAUUAAUGUUGAUAUAUUUAUUUUACAAAUUUCAAAUAAAGAUUAUUACAGAUUGUUAAAA